AUGGCAGUUUUGGCUAUAAUGACAAGAAAGAGAUUGUUGGGCCCGCACAACGAGCAAACAGUUGAUAGUUAUCAAAUUGCAGGGCUAGCAUAUCAUCUUGGCGGGAGAUGGAAGGAUGCGGAAAAUUUGCAACUAGGAGUGAUGCAGACCUGUAAGCAGGUUUUCGGGCCAGAGCAUCCCUCCACUCUAUCCAGCAUUGCCAACCUAGCGUUGACCUACCGGAGCCGGGGACGAUGGAAAGAGGCUGAAACGCUCGAGGUUCAGGUAAUGGAGACCCGCAAGCGGUUACUAGGGCCAGAGCAUCCAGACACUCUGAUCAGCAUAGGCAACUUAGCAGAGACCUACUGCAAUCAGGGACGAUGGAAGGAGGCUGAAGAGCUCCAGGUGCAGGUGAUGGACACCCACAAGCAGAUGCUGGGUCCAGAGCAUCCCGACACUCUGAUCAGCAUUGCCAACCUAGCGUCGACCUACUGGAACCAGGGACGAUGGAAGGAGGCUGAAGAGCUCCAGGUACAGGUGAUGGAGACCAGCAAGCAGUUGCUGGGGCCAGAGCAUCCCAACACUCUAACCAGCAUUGCGAGCUUAGCAGCGACCUACUGGAACCAGGGACGAUGGAAGGAGGCUGAAGAGCUCCAGGUACAGGUGAUAGAGACCAGCAAGCAGGUGCUAGGGCCAGAGCAUCCAGGCACUCUGAUCAGCAUAGGCAACUUAGCAGAGACCUACUGGAAUCAGGGACGAUGGAGGGAGGCUGAAGAGCUCCAGGUGCAGGUGAUGGAGACCAGGAAGCUGGUGCUUGGGCCAGAGCAUCCCUCCACUCUGAUCAGCAUGGGCAACCUAGUGUCGACCUACUGGACCCAGGGAAGAUCGAAGGAGGCUAAAGAUCUCAAUAUGCAGGUGAUAGAGACCAGCAAGCAGUUGCUAGGGCUAGAGCAUCCCUUAACUCUGAUCAGCAUUGCCAACCUAGCGUUGACCUACUGGAACCAGGGACAAUGGAAGGAAGCUGAAGAACUCCAGGUGCAGGUGAUGGAGACCAGGAAGCUGGUGCUUGGGCCAGAGCAUCCAGACACUCUGAUCAGCAUAGGCAACUUAGCAGAGACCUACUGUAAACAGGGACGAUGGAGGGAGGCUAAAGAGCUCCAGGUACAGGUGAUGGAGACCAGCAAGCAGUUGCUGGGGCCGAAGCAUCCCGACACUCUAACCAGCAUUGCGAGCCUAGCAUCGAACUAUAGGAACCAGGGACGAUGGAAGGAGGCUGAAGAGCUCAAUGUGCAGGUGAUGGAGACCAGGACGCUAGUGCUUGGGCGAAAGCAUCCAGACACUCUGGCCAGCAUGGCCGAUCUAGCAGUUACCUACGGGAACCAGAGACGAUGGAAGGAGGCUGAAGAGCUCCAGGUGCAGGUAAUGGAGACCAGCAAGCAGUUGCUUGGGCCAAAGCAUCCAGAUACUCUGACCAGCAUGGCCAAUCUAGCAGAGACCUACUGUAAUCAGAGACGAUGGAAGGAGGCUGAAGGGCUCGAGGUGCAGGUGAUGGAGACCAGGAAGCUGGUGCUUGGGCCAAAGCAUCCAGACACUCUGAACAGCAUGAACAACCUUGCUUAUACCUUAAGAUCCUUAGGUCAAUUGGCAGCUGCUUUGCAACUGAUGACAGAAUGCGCCCGACUCUGCGGCCGAAUAUUAGGCCCUGACCACCCGGAGACUGUGUCCUCAACUUUUGCUCUCAAUGACUGGCAUGGCACUGCCGGACAUCGUAUGCGAGCAAUCUUUUCCCGCUUGCUGUUCCGUAAAAAGUGA
This is a messenger RNA of Penicillium egyptiacum, 1791 nucleotides long. The record is from the annotation of a GenBank genome assembly. Lineage: Eukaryota; Fungi; Ascomycota; Eurotiomycetes; Eurotiales; Aspergillaceae.